Messenger RNA from Colletotrichum lupini, 4209 nucleotides. Its product is annotated as poly A polymerase head domain-containing protein. NCBI's taxonomy places the organism in Eukaryota, Fungi, Ascomycota, Sordariomycetes, Glomerellales, Glomerellaceae. The transcript has 18 exons. Bases 1 to 4209 code for a protein of 1402 amino acids. Gene Ontology annotation, molecular function: RNA binding; ATP:3'-cytidine-cytidine-tRNA adenylyltransferase activity. Gene Ontology annotation, biological process: tRNA 3'-terminal CCA addition. The record is from RefSeq and is a predicted model, not a curated record.
AUGGACUUUUAUCGCGGUAUCCCAGCCUUGUGUGGGAUUCAGUAUGUUUUGGACAAGAGGCCCUCAAGACACCACAAGCACUGGACGGUAUCCGUAGUGACGGUGCCCAACAUACCCUCGUCGCUAUGCUUUGACAGAGGGGCAGCAAUAUGGAAAACUUGGUCUCACCACCAAUUUUGGGCUUCCGACAACCCCAUCUCUUUCACCACUCACAUACACUUUGAAACGACGUCAACUCAGACUCUCACUUUCAGGUACCUAAGCACUAAGGUGCUUAACAAGUCACUUGCCCGUGCCUGCGUGCUGCGCGCUGUGUUUUCGCCGGUGCACGGCACACUCAUUACUUCCUUUCCUCUUCUUACUGUCACGUUUGGCGAACUCGAAGCAAACAUCAAGUUCUCCUGGCUCUCUUGGUUUGACUCACCCUUCUUCGCUCUACUCAUCUUGACUUGUCGCGACCUGUCUCGUCUCAUCGCCCUGACGCCUUGCCCCAACCUUACUAUCCAUCAGCUAACCGCGCACCAGCCACUCGUAUCGACUUUUCAUCUUGAGCUCACCAUCACCUCAAACCCCAGUGCGGUCUUGCAUGAUCAGCCGCACCCACAUCAUCAACCCACCAUUCAUCGACUUCCUUUGACGAUCCCGGGAUCCAGACUGCUUGCCUCAAGGCCUGUGCUGCGCCCUUUCCUUACCUCAUGCAACCGCGCUUGUGCUUGCGCCUCCGCCUCCAUCACCACUGCUACCACGACCACCCUAGCCAAGAUCAAGGCCCGUGGUCUAACGCGGCGCACGUUCUACCCCUCGACUUUCUGCACUGGCGCAUCUGCCGACUCGACACCUUCCAACUGUCAGGCCUGUCGUGUCAUGCUACGUACCUGUGCUCGGCCUCGAUCUGUCUUGACCUGGAACCGCUGCUCGGUGCCGCGCGCAUCCUUGUACCCUUGCCUCAUGAAGAGAAACUUUGACGCGUUUGUGGGUCGUCCGUCUGUCUCUUCGCCGUCCAAGAUGACCACCUCCAUUGCCGCCUCGUCUAUGAGCAACUUCACCACUGCAAAUGAUCCCCCGACACUCAGUCUUACUUCCAAAGAGCAGCAAUUGAGGGAUCUUUUGGUUGACGUUGCUGCCUUUAUCGAUGGAGCCGGUCGUUCACCUGAGCCUCUCGUCCUUCGAUGGGCUGGGGGCUGGGUUCGUGAUAAACUCCUUGGCAUAGAGUCUCACGAUAUUGAUACUGCCAUCAAUGCCAUGACUGGGUAUGCCUUUAGUCUGGAGCUGCGCGACUACUGUGCUCUAGAAGAGCAUACAAAGAAGCACAGUAUUGGUCCCGAUGAUAUGGGCAGCCUCCACAGGAUUGCCGCGAAUCCCGAUAAGUCGAAGCACCUCGAGACAGCGACUACGCGUAUGUUUGGUCUGGACGUUGACUUUGUCAAUCUACGCAAGGAGACGUACACUCAGGACAGUCGCAAUCCUACGAUGGAGUUUGGUACUGCCGAGGAAGAUGCUCUGCGCCGCGAUGCCACCAUUAACGCCCUCUUUUACAAUUUGCACACCGGCCUGGUCGAAGAUCUGACCGGAGGACUCGCAGACAUGAAGUCUCGCCUGAUCCGCACACCCAUGGAGCCUUUCCAGACCUUUACAGACGAUCCCCUCAGAGUCAUGAGAUUGCUCCGCUUCGCCAGUCGUCUCGACUUUUCAAUUGAUCCUGCUGCCACUGCAGUCAUGGCCGACCCCCAAGUUUUGAACGCUCUGAAACUUAAAAUUAGCCGCGAAAGGGUUGGUGUCGAGAUGGAAAAGAUGCUAAAGGGUAAGAACCCAUGCAUGUCUCUGGACUUGAUUCGAACCCUCAACCUGUACGAGGCCAUCUUCACGGAUUCUAGUGAUAGCGGUCACCCGUCACCUGAUCUCUCCAAGUGGAAACUGGCCUACGAUCUCCUUGACAGGCUCGCUCAUGACAAGGACCCCGGAUUGAUCUAUGAUGUUCUCGUCACAUCCGACGAAGCUGCAUACUUUGCUUGGAAUUUGGCUGCAAUUACCCCGUACUCCCACAUAACGGAGGAAGUACCAUUACCAAAGGCUCGGGGUACUGUGCCUCUGACUACGCUGGUUGCCCGGGAAGGCAUCAAGGCCCCCAACAAGCUUUGCGAUGUAAUUACUGCAGCAUAUCGCCACCGCGUCGAGAUUCUUGGUCUGAAGAAAAGCUUUGGUGCCGGGCAAUCUAGGACUACCGAAAGGGGCAUCGUUGGUAUGGCAAUUCGUAAGUGGGACAGCCAUGGAGGCCACUGGCGAAUCCAGGUACUCUAUGCCUUACUUGUCGAGGCUAUUGAAAAGUUGCCAUCCGAUUCACCUACGGACAGAGCAGAGUUUCUCUCUGGAUGGCAAAAGUUCCUGGACCACCUUACUGAUCUGGACGUCAUGGACGCACCUUCGUUGACGCGCCUGGUGGACGGGCGAUUGCUGGGAAAAGAACUCGGUGUCCGCCCCGGCAAGUGGAUGGGCCAGGCCUUGGAUGUUUGCGUUGCCUGGCAGCUUCGUCACCCAGACGAGACUGAGCCGGCAGGGGCCAUCGAAGAGGAUGCCCUUGAAGACGGGCUCUGCACUAUAAAUCGAGCUAAGACUUCGACUGUCUUUGGCAGUGCUAGAUGCAGGUUCUACUUGACAAAGGAGCAGAUUUUCUGUAUAUUCCUUACGUCUUCAAUGCGGCGGUCCUUCAUUGCCGGUCUGCCUGUACUCGAGUACAAAAUGUUGGAGAAGCCUGCACAGCACCACACAGCUGCACGCAUUGAUUUCGCUCUCACUGUGCCCGCUCAAUCCUGCUGCUACUUGCUUCCAUCAACGGUUAACCAUCUACUUGAUUUCGGCAGCGAAGAAGUCAGACUUCUCAUGUCAUCCGUGGUCCCAACUUGCCCAGAAAGGAACCUGUCAUACUACCUGCAUACAAUUGAGGCCCUGCAUCGAGCUACGUCAAGCUCACUUGAGUUCAACGUCGAUAGAGAUCUACCAAAACGAUAUACUCUCACAGACCUCGCACGAGACUUAUCGGAGGUCGAGCAUUUUCAGCCACCAAUAUCCACUCUCAGCGCUCUUUCACUCUGUCUCAGAAACGCCGACCGCAUCGACGAAGGGCCUCAAGAUCACGAGUCUAUCGCACAGCUAUCUAGCCAUGCACUGGGGUUACUGAGCAGCUCUUCUGGCCCGCUGUCAAACACUGACCCAGCUCUAGCCGAGCAGGCGUUGGAUAUCUUGAGAAGUCUUGUCGUGAGAUUUUCUCCAUCGCUUGACGACCAAGAUCUCAUUGCUAUCGCUGCAUACACCGACCGCAAGAGAACCUGGACGACCGUCAAUGCAGAGCUUUAUGCUAGAGAGAUCCUGGAGCGUUCAUUGGACGGUGUUCAAAAGCAGGCGUUCAUCACAUCGGUAGUGCUGGAGGGCUUUAUUCGACCCCUCUUCUCUCGGAACAGCUCUAGUCGCAUCACUUCCACCGGCAGAAAAGCUCAUUUCGCCGACGACAGUCAGGACCGCUUCACUCCUGGCGCUUCCGCUGAUACCGAUGACGCGAAAUCUUGGAAAACCACUCAAGCUUAUGCCAUUACAGUGUUUUCCUGGGCUGUGGAACAAUCCCAUGAUGCGCUUGUCGAAAAAAGUUGGCCAUUGUUCACUCCAGUUCUCCUCGCUCUCUUAGACGACCCCGAUACAGAAAAUAAAGCAAGGGGCCUGGCUGUUCUAGGCGACUUUCUCGUCAAAUGCCCAGGCAAGGUUCUCGUCCAAACCGGCCUGGGUGACAUAUUUGAGCAAUCCGUCUUCCCCACCUUACUAUCCUUGCCAACUCUGACGCCUGAGAAAGAGUCCCUCCUGCUACUUGAUCCGGCAUAUAGUGCAAUCAUCCGGCUCGCCAAAAUUCAGUUUCCUGGGGAGGGGGACAGAGACAAAAAGAAAGGACUUCUUACUCGUUUGCUCAGGGAAGGAGUUUUCAUGGGCUACUGGCAAGCGUCCGACUAUGUUGGAAUUGUUGAAUUACUUGCUCGACAAACGACCUCUAUCGUCAACGAACUCGGCUUUCUUGCCACAGCACAUUUGAAGGAACUCCUGUCCAUGGUUUCUGCAAUCAUGACGGACCCCUUUCUCGCUUCUCAUCCGAGCAGCAUACAAGCGGCUGCGCAGGCAUUCGGUGCCAUACUGAUCCACCAGCGUUUGCUGGUUGAAUAUGCUCGCUGA